UCCUGCUGUUUAACUUUUUUUUUUUCGAGAGUUAGCAUCACUGUUCUCUUAGUUCGUGGCACACGUCUGAAAAUGACGAGUAAGGCAAAAGUGCCCAAGAUAAAGGAAGGUGCUCCAGAGGAGACGCCACUGAGGAAGAGGCCCUUCAAAAGACAUGGGCGUCUGUAUGCAAAAGCAAUUUUCACCGGUUAUAAACGCGGAUUGCGCAAUCAACACGAGCACACUGCCUUACUCAAGAUUGAAGGAGCCGGCACAAAAAAAGACUCUGAUUUCUACGUAGGAAAACGAUGCGUCUAUGUAUAUAAAGCUAAGAACAAAACUCCAGUACCUGGAAAGACUACGAAAAAAACAAAAAUUAGAGCCAUUUGGGGCAAAGUGACUCGGCCUCACGGUGCAAGUGGAUCGGUGCGUGCUAAGUUUAAGAGAAAUCUGCCGGCCAAGGCUAUGGGUCAUCGUAUCAGGAUUAUGCUGUAUCCCAGUCGAAUAUAAGCAUUUCUUGUAUAAUAUAAAUAAAUACCAUUUUGGUAAAA
This is a messenger RNA of Trachymyrmex cornetzi, 530 nucleotides long. It is a transcript of the gene RpL35A, whose product is annotated as ribosomal protein L35A. NCBI's taxonomy places the organism in Eukaryota, Metazoa, Arthropoda, Insecta, Hymenoptera, Formicidae. Gene Ontology annotation, cellular component: ribosome. The coding region runs from base 73 to 489 and encodes 138 amino acids. The record is from RefSeq and is a predicted model, not a curated record. Gene Ontology annotation, biological process: translation. Gene Ontology annotation, molecular function: structural constituent of ribosome. The transcript is spliced from 4 exons.